UAAAAAUCCGCAACAUAAAGCAACUGCAGCAACAUCGCUUUUGAGUUGUCCACACAUUUUAAGUGCUGUUUCUACCGUGGUUAUACGCUACGUUCUUUGAAUUUAUUACCGGUAAUAAUUAAAGCACACUAAAAGCAGUACGGUUAUCAUUUAGAAGGUAAAAUAGAACUUACUGGUAAUUUACAUCUAUAAAAUACAAGCAGAGUUAGCACCGAGUUGAGUUUAUCCCACAUUGUGAAAUUUCUUAUCACGAAUACGCUCGCUGAAGUUUGAACUCUACGAAGCAGGAUAAUAAAAUGGCAUCGGAACUACCAAAACUUUCGCGCUCCAUGCGUGCCAAUACCGAUUUGGACACAACAAGAGUACUAUCAAACCGAUCGGAAGAUUUUCCAUCCCUUCAAAUUUUUCGCAAUAAACAGGCUCUAAGCGGAAUAUCUUGGAAGCAGCUAAAAUUGUUUGUAACUCAACACGUUGACACUAAAGAAGCUUCACAUCUAACCAUUCAAUUGCGUGAAUUGUGGAACUACUGCCGGGAAAUGUUGGGCAGCGAGGAAAACCCGAUUCUCAUUGACGAAGCUGCAAUGUUUAUUUUGCGACUCUUUUUAGAUCAAAAAAUUGUUAUGCUCAAACAUACUUCUCGCAUAAAAAAAAUGUUUGGUCAAGUUCCAAACGCUUUAAUUAGCAAAAUGUGUACGCUUGUCAAUGCAAUGAGCAAUCAUCUCAAUGAAGACUGCCGAAAAUAUCUUGAAGAGACUGAAAAAAGUGAAGAUAGUACUACAAAACAAUUAUGGGGAGCACACAUCAAAUGCAUCGUCCCAGAAGGUCUCCAAUACGAUUACAGCUUAUUAUCGGAUCUCUCUCCAGCUCAACCAGCAGAAGCUAAGUCAGCCGUCAAAUUUUCGAUGAAAUAUGAUACCCAAAAACAUCGAAGCGCGACAAAAUCUAAUCAGCUACCAAGCUCGUCUAAUUCAACAGAAGAAAAGUAUACCCGGUCAUGGCUUGCCAAACGAAUGCUUCCAGAUUUGAUAGACAACCUAGUUGAAUUGCUAAAAUCAGGUAAAACGAACGACGAACUGCAAAACGAGUUGGUUGAUUAUCUUGGUUUCGAAAAAUUCGAACUAAUUGAAGAAAUACUACAGAACCGUAAGCACAUUAUAGAACGCGUGAAAGCAAUUGCACAAAUAAACGUUUUCAAAGAGAAAGCUGCCAAAAAGCUGGGAGCUAUGCAGCAUGCUCCUGCCUAUUUAAUGCCCGUGAUGAUUCAAUCAGAAUCAGAGAAACUACUCCGCAAACAAGUUAAUAAGGAAGAAAAGAAGCUAAAAAAGUUUUUAAAUUCUGUCGGUGGCGCCGCUGAUGAAGAGGAUGACGAACUCGAUCCAUUGAAAAUGCGGCUCAACUAUCAACAGAGCUUGUUUAUUGCCGCGCAGAUGACUCCUCUGCUUCAGGACGAUAGGCCUCCCAGGAUGAUGGCCCCUAGACCCCCCAAACAGUUGAAGUAUCCCAACGUGUAUGAUUCCUUUAGUGAGGCAAAGUCGCACGUGGGGUUUAUUGCUGGAGGUAAACUGUUAUUGCCAGACAACGUCGAACGGAAUGACAAUAAGAUGUACGAAGAAGUUAAAAUUCCUGCAACCGAACCACCACCACUUUCGAUUGGAAACAAUCGAAUUCAAAUUGAUUCAUUGGAUGAAAUAGGCCAAAUUGCGUUUAAAGGUUGUAAGGAACUUAAUAGAAUCCAGAGCAUUGUUUACCCUGCAGCAUAUCACAGUAACGAGAAUCUCUUGGUUUGUGCUCCGACGGGCGCUGGCAAAACAAAUGUAGCUAUGCUGGCCAUAGUAAAUACUAUUCGACAAUAUGUAGAUCAAGGGGUCAUCCACCGUGACCAAUUCAAGGUUGUCUACGUUGCCCCAAUGAAAGCACUUGCGGCUGAGAUGACUAGCAGCUUCGGUAAGAAACUUGCUCCUUUGGGAAUAUCGGUGCGGGAACUGACUGGUGAUAUGCAGUUAACUAAAACAGAAAUGCAGCAAACGCAAAUGAUUGUUACUACUCCAGAAAAGUGGGACGUUGUAACGCGAAAGGGAGCUGGCGAUGUAGCCUUUAUUAGCCUUGUGAAACUACUUAUUAUUGAUGAAGUUCAUCUGUUACACGGCGAACGAGGUCCAGUGGUUGAGGCGCUGGUCGCUCGCACCCUUCGUCUGGUAGAAUCAUCUCAGAGUAUGAUUCGAAUCGUUGGUCUUUCGGCCACUCUCCCAAACUACAUCGACGUGGCUCGUUUUUUGCGGGUUAAUCCGAUGAUUGGUUUGUUCUUCUUUGAUUCUCGCUUCCGACCAGUUCCACUAAGCACAAACUUUGUUGGAGUAAAAUCGUUAAAAGCUUUACAGCAGUUGGCAGACAUGGAUACAAUCUGCUAUGAUCGUUGCAUAGAAAUGGUGCGUCAGGGUCAUCAAGUAAUGGUUUUUGUACACGCUCGAAACGCGACAGCUCGAACGGCAAACGUAAUCAAGGAGUUUGCUCAGCAAAAAGGUCACAUUCAGUUGCUAACGCCGGAAAGCAAUCCGGAGUAUGGGAACGCUGUCAAAGCGAUAUCCAAAAGUCGGAAUAGGCAACUAGUUGAGCUGUUUCAUAAUGGACUUGCAAUGCAUCAUGCUGGAAUGUUGCGACAAGACAGAAGUCUCGUCGAAAAGUACUUUUCUGAUGGCAUUAUCAAGGUGCUAGUAUGUACAGCUACACUCGCCUGGGGAGUCAAUUUACCAGCGCAUGCCGUAAUUAUAAAGGGAACAGAGAUCUAUGAUUCCAAACAAGGCACAUUCGUUGAUUUGGGCAUUUUGGAUGUACUACAAAUUUUCGGCCGUGCAGGACGACCACAGUUUGAUAAGAGUGGAGUGGGCACCAUUAUCACGACUCACGAUAAAUUGAAUCACUAUUUAUCGCUACUGACAAACCAAUUUCCGAUUGAGUCAAACUUUAUCCAAUGCCUGGCAGACAAUCUAAACGCUGAAGUAACACUAGGUACAAUCAGCAACAUCGACGAGGCGAUCGAAUGGCUUAGCUAUACGUACCUGUUUGUCCGGAUGCGCAUGAAUCCCCAGUGCUACGGGUUAAAUUAUCAAGAUUUGCAAGAUGAUCCUAUGCUGGAAGGUAAACGAAGACAACUAAUAAGCAUGGCCGCGAUGGCUUUAGACAAAGCACGGAUGGUAAGGUAUAAUGAACGGACGGGUGAUUUGAAUGUAACUGACUUGGGACGAACGGCGUCACAUUUUUAUAUCAAGUAUGAUACAGUCGAGGUCUUCAACGAAAUGAUAAAACCGAUUAUGAAUGAUGCAGACAUUAUCGCGAUGAUGUCAAAUGCACAAGAGUUUGAACAACUCAAAGUGCGGGAUGAUGAAAUGGAUGAGCUCGAUGAUCUAAUGAGAAUUUGCUGCGAGGUACCGGUUCGUGGCGGAAGCGAAAAUAUUCAUGGAAAAGUAAACAUUCUUAUGCAAACAUAUCUGUCGAAGGGAUUUGUGAAAUCUUUCUCGUUGGUUUCGGAUAUGUCCUACAUUACACAGAACGCGGUACGAAUUGCCCGUGCUCUAUUCACUAUUGUGCUGCGCCAAAACAAUCCAAUUCUUGCCGGUAGAAUGCUAAAUAUAAGUAAAAUGUUUGAAAAACAAAUGUGGGAAUUCAUGACACCGAUGUAUCAAUUUCCGAUACUGCCUAUGGAUGUCGUUGAGAAGAUUGAACAUCGAGGCCUUAGUAUCUUAGCAUUGAGAGACAUGGACUUAAAAGAAAUUGGAGAAAUGGUUAGAAACCAUCGACAUGCUGCACUAGUAAAGCGAUGUGCGGAGGAGUUUCCGCUUUUGGAAAUAGAGGCCACGUUGCAGCCUAUUACUCGAACGGUUCUUAGAAUCCGUAUAUUCAUCACACCUUCAUUUAAAUGGAAUGAUCGCGUUCACGGAAAGACUGCUGAAUCAUUUUGGAUAUGGAUCGAGGAUCCCGAAAGCAAUUUUAUCUAUCAUUCCGAGUACUUCCAGAUGACGAAAAAGCAGACAAUUCGAGGUGAAGUACAAGAGCUGGUUAUGACAAUCCCGUUAAAGGACCCGCUACCUCCACAGUAUUACAUUCGAGCUACUAGUGAUUCUUGGUUAGGAAGUUCCAACUUGGUGCCAUUGUCAUUCAAACAUCUCAUUCUGCCAGAAGUACAUCCACCCCAUACUGAACUGCUUCCUCUUCAACCUCUUCCGGUAACUGUUUUAAACAAUCACAAAUUUGAAUCGCUUUACCCAUUCACGCAUUUCAAUCCAAUCCAAACACAAAUAUUCCACUGUCUAUAUCAUACCGACAAUAACGUUCUGCUGGGUGCCCCCACGGGCUCUGGUAAGACUAUUGCUGCGGAGAUCGCAAUGUUUCGUGUAUUCAAAACUUUUCCUAAAGGAAAAGUAGUUUACAUCGCGCCACUCAAAGCGCUAGUUAAGGAACGUAUCGAUGACUGGAAAUUUCGGUUAGAGAGAAAACUGGGGAAAAAAGUGGUAGAGUUAACUGGUGAUGUCACACCCGAUAUCAGAGCUAUUCGCGAAUCGCACGUAAUUGUAACCACUCCAGAAAAAUGGGACGGUAUCAGCCGUUCCUGGCAGACACGUGACUACGUCCGGGAUGUCGCUCUCAUCGUGAUCGAUGAGAUUCAUCUUCUAGGUGAGGACCGUGGACCGGUGUUGGAAGUGAUAGUCUCUCGAACUAAUUUUAUUGCUUCGCAUACGGAACAAACGUUACGAAUUGUUGGACUGUCGACUGCUCUAGCCAAUGCACGGGACUUAGCUAAUUGGUUGGGUAUUGGAAUGAUGGGUUUAUACAAUUUUAAACCGUCUGUUCGACCAGUUCCACUAUCAGUACAUAUUCAAGGUUUCCCUGGCAAACAUUACUGUCCACGAAUGGCUACCAUGAAUCGACCAGCUUUCCAAGCAAUUCGACAGUAUUCACCAUGCACACCAGCGUUAAUUUUCGUUGCCUCACGAAAGCAGACUCGUAUCACCGCUUUGGAUUUGAUUGCAUUCUUAGCAGGAGAAGAUAAUCCGAAACAAUUCCUGCAUAUCGCAGAACAGGAAAUGGAGCAAAUUCUGAUGAAUAUUAAAGAUAACAAUUUGAAGUUGACGUUAGCCUUUGGCAUCGGUAUCCACCAUGCUGGUCUGCAAGAACGAGAUCGGAAAACCGCUGAAGAAUUAUUUUUGCACAGAAAAAUUCAAGUACUGAUCGCAACGGCAACGUUGGCUUGGGGAGUCAAUCUUCCUGCUCAUUUAGUCAUCAUAAAAGGCACCGAAUAUUUCGAUGGAAAGCUUAAACGGUACGUAGAUAUGCCAAUAACAGAUGUGCUACAAAUGAUGGGACGGGCUGGACGACCGCAGUUUGGCAACGAGGGUAUUGCUUGCGUUUUUGUACAUGACGUGAAAAAGAAUUUCUACAAAAAGUUCCUAUACGAUCCGUUUCCAGUGGAGUCAAGUCUGUUGGCAGUAUUGCCAGAUCACAUUAAUGCGGAAAUUGUUGCAGGAACAGUUCAAACUAAGCAGAGCGUUUUAGAUUAUUUAACAUGGACCUACUUCUUCCGGCGUUUGCUGCGGAAUCCGGCCUAUUAUGAACUAGAUAAUAUAGAACAGAGUGAGGUUAACGGAUAUCUUUCGACAUUAGUGCAAAAAGUACUAGAUACCUUAGUACGAGCUGGUUGCAUUUGGAUUGCGGAAGAUGAUCGAGGAUUGAUUCCUACUUCAAUGGGAAGGAUAUCUUCAUAUUACUAUCUUUCACAUCAAAGCAUGCGUCAUUUUGCCGAUACACUAAGACCUGAUAUGACCUUUGAAGAACUAUUACGAGCAAUGGUAGAUGCAUGGGAAUUUGAACAACAACCUGUUCGUCAUCACGAAGAUGUUUAUAACACGGACCUUGCAAAAUUGUGUCGACUGAAGGUGGACCCACUAUUAAUGGACAAUCCUCAUGUAAAAGUGUUUUUACUUAUGCAAGCUCAUCUAUCUCGCCUGCCGUUGCCAAAUUCAGAUUAUGGCACAGAUACGAAAUCGGUAUUAGACCAGAGCAUCCGAAUUAUACAGGCUAUGAUCGACAUUUGCGCUGAACGCGGUUGGCUGGCCAGUACACUCCGCAUUCAGCAAUUAAUGCAGUGCAUCAUUCAAGGACGCUGGCUUGAUGAUCCAAUAGUUUUAACUUUACCAUAUGUCGAACCCCACAACGCCUAUGUGUUUAACCAAGUUAAAAUAGACUGUAAAUUCCUCACACUCCCGGCUCUAAAAGAAAAAUGUAACCGUAAGUACGAAGUUUUAGCUGGUCCUCUUCGUCAAGAAUUUGAAGAACCAGAGAUCGAACAAAUUUACAAGGUCAUCUGCAGUCUACCAUUAAUCAACGUUCAACUAUCAAUUCGUGGUCCAUAUGAGUCAGACCCAAACGCAGACCGUCCAGUAGUACAGCCUCAAUCCAGAGAUCGUUGGAUGACGCUAUACGCCAGCGAGGAAUACGCACUAGGCGUACAGCUCAUCCGGCUAGGUAGCUUCGAGACGCUCAACAUCCAUUGUCCCAAAUUUCCUAAAGGCAAAGACGAAGGCUGGUUCCUUACUUUGGGCUCCCAAGCUGAAGGAGAGCUAAUAGCGAUGAAACGCUGUGUCUACAGAAGUGCUAAAAGCUCACAUCAGCUGUGUUUCGUAGCGCCUGAGCAAAAAGGCCGGUACAUCUAUACGGUUUACCUUAUGUCCGAUGGCUACAUCGGGUUGGAUCAACAGUACGACAUAAACUUUGAGGUGAUGCAAGCGCAAAAAACACCGAUAAUCGAGGAUAAGGAAGACUAUUUUACAGUAGGAGAAGAAAAAUAUUAAACUGCCUAGUUCUAACACUGUUUAACCUGAAAAUUACACGUUAUGCUUUUCGUGUAUCAAAAUUUGAAAAACAUUCGCCACAAACAAGAGGUAGGUGCAAAAACUAUAAUGUGAUUUGUUACUGUGUAGGUAAUAUUUAUUACUAGUUCUUUUUUGAAGCUGAUUUAUCAUUCGUAAAUACAUAUAAAGCUAUUUAUUGUAACAAAA
Molecule: messenger RNA, 7049 nt
Organism: Wyeomyia smithii (pitcher-plant mosquito)
Lineage: Eukaryota; Metazoa; Arthropoda; Insecta; Diptera; Culicidae
Gene: obe
Product: activating signal cointegrator 1 complex subunit 3
Exons: 9
Coding region: 297-6842 (2181 amino acids)
Molecular function (GO): ATP hydrolysis activity; ATP binding; nucleic acid binding
Source: RefSeq, a predicted model, not a curated record